Messenger RNA from Carassius carassius (crucian carp), 842 nucleotides. RefSeq lists its product as uncharacterized. The transcript is spliced from 4 exons. The coding region runs from base 105 to 842 and encodes 245 amino acids. The record is from RefSeq and is a predicted model, not a curated record. NCBI's taxonomy places the organism in Eukaryota, Metazoa, Chordata, Actinopteri, Cypriniformes, Cyprinidae.
UGUAAAAAAUUACUGAUGCAAAAAGUUGUACAAAUGAGGAACUACAUGUUGGCUCAACAUAAUGGUUGUGUCAAAAAAUAAAAAUAUGUUUGGUCAAUGAUUGCAUGAUUUCCAUGAUUGUACUACAAAAUGUUCAUCAAGAGAAAAUAAAUAAUUGUGUUGAGAGAACUUUUAACGUUGCACAAAAAAUAUUAUGUUGGCCGAGCAAGAGGGAACAGCGUCAAUCGUCUGAGCAUGUGCAAAGGAGUUCUACCAGGCGGCAGGCUGGAAUUUCCCCCACCACGAGUCACGACAUUGCAGUGGUUUGUGCUGAAUUCUUCCACAUCUACCGUAUUGACCUGAAGUCAGCCAUUCCUGACAUCGCUGGACAAUCACACCCAGGGUUUGCUAAAGAUGUACAGAGCCAAAGCAAGACAGGGAAGGUGGAACAACUUGGAUUAACUUCUGGACAACUGGAUGCCCAGACCACAGAUCUAACUACUUAUAGAGGGUCUGCUGUUCUUCGUGGUCUUCCCCUGCACUUGAGAGAGCCAGCUUCAAUUUCAAAGGCUAUUAAGGAUACUGAGGCACUGGGGCCACACAAAAAGGCCAUGAAAAUGGGGAUCCUGGAAGUGACUGACAGUUCUACCAACUCAGGACCAUAUGCCACAGUGGUCAAUGUGGCUAUAGUACUGGAGGAGGAAGUUGUCAUGGACAAUCUGGGAGAUUUCACAAAUGCCCUCAUGAUGCUUGUUUCGGAACUGGUUGAAUACUUGUGUAAUAUUUUACUUGAGCCUAACAGGCAAGUUCAUAUGUAUUUAAAUAAAUACAUAAAAUGUUCUUUAUCAAAGCAUAGUGUGUAA